AAAAGUGAAUGACGUUUGGCUAAAAAUAGUUUUUUUUUUGUUGAAUAAAGUAGCGCGACACACCCGCUACUCACAAAAAUAUUGUCGAAAGAACUGUACAAUAUUGAACAUGUUUGAACAAAAAUCUCGAUUCGUUUCAUUAAGUGGUCCUGUGUAAAUUUUACAUUUUUAAAAGAAUCACAAUGUCGUCUUCCGCAUCAACAAGUGCAUUUUCUUCAUUUUUCACAAGUACAUUUACCAAAGAUGGCCUGCCGUUGUACAACGAUGUUUUUACCUCUGCUCCGCUUCUAGACGAAACAUUUUCUUCCAGCAUUUUUGCCGGAGCAACCAUUCUCAGACUCGAAUAUGAUAAGUCGAACAGUUCCGGAUAUUCCUUUUUCAUCCGUAACUCACUCGGGUGCCUUCAAGCCAAGGGCGAAGUGGACGGAUAUUCUAACAUAAAACUACAAAAUGUAAAUGGAACGGAAAUGUUGAAGAUUACCAAAAGGAAUGAAACGAAUGAACCGAAAGUACAAACGUUUGAAAUAAGCCACCAGAAUAGGAGCAUUGGAACAGUAAAAGUUACGGUAGAUGGUCCUGCCUCAACGUGCCUAAGAAUAAUUCACAACAGUGCCUACCCAGAAAAUUGCGUUCGAUCGUUGAAAAUUGGAGAUUUUACUAUAUACCGCCCCAAUUCAAUGUCCAAUCCAAUAUGUAACAUACAAAUGCCUAACGCUGACGUUUACAACUCAGAGGAAUAUGACGGAACGAUUAUUUUUCACCGCGAAACGGGAAUUAACGCCGAUGAACAAUUGCUGUGUACAGCAGCAGCUAUUGCGUUUAAAGUGGCCAUGAAACGAAAGACCACAAUGGAAGAUUGUGCUGGUAAAGCGUGUGGCUACGGAUUGGGUAUUGCUGUUGUCAUUCUCAUCAUUUUUGCAGUGGUACUUUGGAUUAGCCACUUGGAACGAGGAAACUGUUUACGAAGGAAGGCUGCUGGCUUUUCGAACUACGUAAACAGAGAGUGUUGAUGGGGAAGUUUGUCAAUUAUUUAUUGAAUUUUUAAUGUUGUGUCAACGCCCCGAGGAAGAAACGUUUUCAGCACAACUGACCAGGUACUUAUCGCUUUUUGUCUCGGAAUAUGCGAGCACUUAUACUCCUAAGAAGAGAACUUAUUUUUGCAAGUAAAUAAAGACCUUUAUGAAUGUUAAAAA
Molecule: messenger RNA, 1193 nt
Organism: Bradysia coprophila
Lineage: Eukaryota; Metazoa; Arthropoda; Insecta; Diptera; Sciaridae
Source: RefSeq, a predicted model, not a curated record